UCUUUAUUUUGCGUAACUUCCGGUUGUAAUUCCUUUUCAUCGUUAGCCCACGAGAGGGACGAGCUGCAAAGAUGAGUAAGGUCUCCAGAGAUACACUAUAUGAGGCCGUGAGGGAGGUUCUGCAGGGCUCCCAGGCCAAGCCAAGAAAAUUUGUGGAAUCAGUGGAACUUCAGAUCAGCCUGAAAAACUAUGAUCCUCAGAAGGACAAGCGUUUCUCCGGCACUGUCAGGCUGAAGAAUCUGCCCAGACCAAAAUUCUCAGUUUGUGUCUUGGGAGACCAGCAGCACUGUGAUGAGGCCAAAGCUGCUGAACUGCCACACAUGGACAUCGAGGCUCUUAAGAAGCUCAACAAGAACAAAAAGCUGGUCAAGAAACUUGCCAAGAAGUACGACGCCUUCCUGGCUUCAGAGUCUCUGAUCAAGCAGAUCCCUCGUAUCCUGGGUCCUGGGCUGAACAAGGCUGGCAAGUUCCCCUCACUCCUCACCCAUAAUGAGAACCUGAACACCAAAGUGGAUGAGGUCAAGUCCACAAUUAAAUUCCAGAUGAAGAAGGUGUUGUGUCUGGCUGUGGCUGUUGGACACAUUAAAAUGACAGAGGAUGAGCUGGUGUACAACAUCCACCUUGCAGUUAACUUCCUGGUGUCACUGCUCAAAAAAAACUGGCAGAACGUGCGUGCCCUUUACAUUAAGAGCACAAUGGGCAAACCACAGCGUCUGUACUAGACAUGUUUUCUUCUAAUAAAAUGUGGACAUGUUCCAAAAA
This is a messenger RNA of Periophthalmus magnuspinnatus, 762 nucleotides long. It is a transcript of the gene rpl10a, whose product is annotated as ribosomal protein L10a. The record is from RefSeq and is a predicted model, not a curated record. Lineage: Eukaryota; Metazoa; Chordata; Actinopteri; Gobiiformes; Gobiidae. Gene Ontology annotation, cellular component: large ribosomal subunit. The transcript is spliced from 6 exons. The coding region runs from base 72 to 722 and encodes 216 amino acids. Gene Ontology annotation, molecular function: RNA binding; structural constituent of ribosome. Gene Ontology annotation, biological process: translation.